This is a messenger RNA of Naegleria fowleri, 1080 nucleotides long. RefSeq lists its product as uncharacterized. The coding region runs from base 1 to 1080 and encodes 359 amino acids. Lineage: Eukaryota; Heterolobosea; Eutetramitea; Acrasida; Naegleriidae. The transcript has a single exon. The record is from RefSeq and is a predicted model, not a curated record.
AUGAAGAAACUUCUUCAAGCUCCGAAAAGCUUCUUCUUGAAUUCAACAUCUUCCAGAGUUUGCAAUGGCCAAUCCAUAACACAAUUCAAUGAAUCAUUGGUUCCAUCAUCAUCAUUACUAUCUAGAUUGAAAUCAUCAGUUUCCGUUCAACGAAAUUUUCAUUCCGAUCAAAUUUGCAAUGCUCCUACCAUCAAACCCAUCAAUGAAAAUGAAUUUUACAAAUUUUCAAGAGACUUUGCAAUAGCAUCUGCAAAAGCCUCUCAACAAAUUGAUAGCAUUUUCAGAGUGCCAAAUAAACAGAAUGAUGCCAAGAAGGAGAAUGCUAUUCGAUCGUAUAGUCAAAUGAUGCUCGGAUUGUACUUGUUUCACUGGCUUUCAACGGGUGGUGAUAAACUGAAGGAACCCUCCAUGGCAAAAGCUAUAUCAAUGCUUGAUCAAGUGUCACAAUUACAGAGUGGAACAGAACAAAAUAUUAGAGAAAGAGAAGAAAUGGCUCGAGAAUUUGCCAAUGCCUUCUCUUCGAAUGACGCUGAGAUUGAACGCUUAAAAAAGCAGAGCGUCGAUGAGAGACAAAAUAUUCUGAGAGCUGGCUCUUUGCUUGUGGCAUAUCCAUUCCUUAAAGGCCAAUUCACCAGAGAUUUCAUUCAAGAGGCCAACAAUGCCAAUAAUCCUCAAAUCAUUCAAGCCAGCGAUUUUGAAUUGAAAAUUAAUCCUCAAAAUAUUGGCGAAUCGUUUAAGGAAGCUACUGAGAAGGUCAAAAAAUUAUCCGAAUUUUUCAUGAAUGAUACUUUUAAAAAAGCUCAACAAGCAAGCUCAGCCACAGAUUCAUUGCUUCAGGAGAACAAUCGUGAUGCCAUCUAUCACUACAAUUAUUUAUUGUUGACCAUUCUAUAUCAGAAACAUAUUCUCGCUCAAAUGACCAAGCUUAAAAAGAAGGACCUUGCAAGUAUGAACAGUGAUGACAUUACAGCUUUCAUUGAGGGUGCCUCUGCAGCCGAGUAUGCAAUUGCCAUUGCAGGAAAUCCAUAUGACAAACUUUUAAUGGCAGCUGUGAGCAAUUUACACAUUCAUGCUGUCUGA